CACAUUGUGUCUCUUUGUAGUCACAUUGUGUCUCUUUGUAGUCACAUUGUGUCUCUUUGUAGUCACAUUGUGUCUCUUUGUAAUCACAUUGUGUCUCUUUGUAGUCACUUUGUGUCUCUUUGUAGUCACAUUGUGUCUCUUUGUAGUCACAUUGUGUCUCUUUGUAGUCACAUUGUGUCUCUUUGUCAUCACAUUGUGUCUCUUUGUAGUCACAUUGUGUCUCUUUGUAGUCACAUUGUGUCUCUUUGUCAUCACAUUGUGUCUCUUUGUAGUCACUUUGUGUCUUUGUAGUCACAUUGUGUCACUUUGUGUUUAUUUGUAGUCACGUUGUAUCUCUUUGUAGUCACAUUGUCCAUUUGUAGUCACUUUGUGUCUAUUUGUAGUCAUGUAUCUAUUUGUAGUCACUUUGCAUCUAUUUGUAGUCACAUUGUCUAUUUGUAGUCAUGUAUCUAUUUGUAGUCACUUUGUGUCUAUCUGGAGUCACAUUGUCUCUUUGUAGUCACUUUGUAGUCGUCCGAUGUUUCUUUGUGGUCAUUUUGAGUCUUCCUGUUCGUCGCGUAUCUUUUUGAUUAAAGUGUUGUCGGUAAAGACCAGUAAGACCCCCCCCCCCCCUCACUGAGAUGGGCCUAUGUGUUACAGAGAGAAGCUGCAGAAGGCCUUGCACCAGUACAUCAAAGACACCUUCAGACACAUUGACACCGUGAGAGGAUUCUGUGAGGGUCUCUCCAAAUGGACGGCUGCGAGGAAGACCGAGUGGACAAAGAUGACAAAGAUGACAAGACAACAACAAAACCAGAUUUCUGUGCUGAAGGAAACUCUGCAAGGUUUAAAGAAGGGUGGCUCCUUUCAGGAUGCGGUGGAGAAUCUGACAAAAGACAGAGCUCAACAAAAACUCGAGCUGGAGCUGGCCGCCAUGCUGGAGGGCACUCUGGGGGGUCUGCAGCAGCUCGAGUCCUUUCUGGAUGCGCUGGAGAACCUGGCGGUCACCUCGAGUCACAUGUUCGCGCCAGAGAACCGGGUCCUCCGCCUGCCGGAGGGGAUCCGACCCGAAGACGUUCAGCUGGCCAUCUUUGCGUCGCGGAUGAUCUGCCCUCGCCUCCUCGGGUUCAAGAGAGACGCGAGCAGCUUCUUCCUUCCCAAACUUCAGAAUGUGGAGGUGCUGUGGUACCAGCUGAACGAAUACGUGAAGACCACCCAGGACAUCUGUGGGACGCUAGAGAAAAGCUUCUUCGGCGACUCUUCCCUGAAGACGGACGGCAGAACCCUGGUGGACCUCCGUGUGGCUUUGUCAAAAGAUACAGAAGAAGAAGUCCAAAGGAUGCUUUGUCACAUCGAUCAGCUCACAGAAAUCCGGAUGGACCAGCACUUCCGCAUGGUGUUCUUGUUCCAGCGCGUCUCGUGUUCUGACUUCAUCCGUGAGUUCGGCAGGCGUGGGCCCGGGAUGCGGCAGACUCUAAAAGACGUGGAGCAGAGCGCCGUGACGCUCGACCGGAUGAACAAGGGGGCGAAGAUCUCCAGUGUGGUGGGCAGCUCCGUGGGGUUGACUGGAGGUGUGCUCUCCAUCGCCGGCUUGGCAUUAAUUCCUUUCACAGCCGGACUUUCUCUGGGUUUAAUGAUGGGUGGGACGGCGCUUGGAAUUACCAGUGGAGCCACCAGCGUGACCACCACAAUCACUGAGAUCGUGGUAAACCGUACGUCUCUAAGUAAAGCCAAUGAGUCUUUCCAGAGCUUCAUGAAGGCUGUGCAGAGCAUCCAGGAUUGUCUGGAGGUGGCGUCCACUCAACCAGCUGUGAACAUCCAAUGGAAGCCGGAUUAUUUGACUCUGCUACCUCGGCUGAAGACUGUUGCAUCAGUUGGAUUUAAAACUGCAUCACUUCUUACCGAUAUCUCUGAUAUUGCACCAGUGCGUAGAGCAAACGCCUUACGUAACAUCUCCAGGGCGACGUUAGAAGCACAAGAUGUCGGACAGACGGCGGUCAAGGGGUCCCUUGCCCUCUCCAAGACAGCCAUACAAAAGGCCAUCGGAUUGAACGUCUUCUUCAUCGGCAUGGAUGUCAUCGGCAUCUGUAAGAACAGCUUCAGUCUGGCCAACGGCAGCGAGACCGAAGAGUCCCAGUUCAUCAGAGCCAGAGCCGCACUGUGGGGCUCACAGGUGAAGUCGUGGCAGAAGAUCCACGACUUCCUGGACAAAGGUCUGCCGACGUCGGAGGAGAACAAAGCCGCCCUGGAGAUGUCAUUUUAUCCAUGAAGAGAUCAAGAACAGAUGGACGAUUUUUUUGAUUUGUGAUGACGAGCCUCGUCUCAAUUCAUAACGUCAACCAGUAAUACGUUUUAUUAAGAAUAUCUUUAAGAGAGAAAUGCCACUUUAUUCCAUUUCCAAUGAUUCAAUGCAUGUUUUUUGCCAUAUAAGUAAUAAAUACAACACAUUAAGAUGCCUUUUCUGCUUCAGCCAAUCAAGAUGUUGACUUCACGCAACAUGAGAAGAUGUGUCGGUUGAGGCUCCUGCGUUGUCGCAACGCUUUGAUUCCCUGUAGAAUAAGUUUCUCACUUGAGGAGUUUGACUUAAUACAAUAUGUAUACGAAGGGAGUUUGAGAAAUCACUUUGUCUUGUAAAAAACUAAGAUUUUAAUAAAGAUAUUUCUUUCACCUCUA
Pseudoliparis swirei is the source of this 2652-nucleotide messenger RNA. RefSeq lists its product as uncharacterized. The record is from RefSeq and is a predicted model, not a curated record. Gene Ontology annotation, biological process: lipid transport; lipoprotein metabolic process. Bases 629 to 2248 code for a protein of 539 amino acids. The transcript has 3 exons. Gene Ontology annotation, molecular function: lipid binding. Lineage: Eukaryota; Metazoa; Chordata; Actinopteri; Perciformes; Liparidae. Gene Ontology annotation, cellular component: membrane; extracellular region.